Sciurus carolinensis (gray squirrel) is the source of this 1668-nucleotide messenger RNA. Its product is annotated as alpha-1-antichymotrypsin-like. Gene Ontology annotation, biological process: negative regulation of endopeptidase activity. Lineage: Eukaryota; Metazoa; Chordata; Mammalia; Rodentia; Sciuridae. The record is from RefSeq and is a predicted model, not a curated record. Gene Ontology annotation, molecular function: serine-type endopeptidase inhibitor activity. The coding region runs from base 165 to 1433 and encodes 422 amino acids. The transcript has 5 exons.
ACCUGAGAACAGAGCACUCCCUUGUCCUGCUCAGUAUUUCCUAAGCAGGGGGAGGAGUCCUCGCUGGGGUAAAGAGGCUCGGCCGUGGGGAGGAUCCAGCACUCCAGGCCACGGCUUCAGGUCCUCCUCUGUGUCCAGCCGGCCCUCCUGCCAGAGUAGAGACAAUGCCACUCCUCCUGGCUCUAGGGUUCUUGGUGGCAGGGUUCUGUCCUGCUGUCCUCUGCCACCCAUGUGCCGUACCAGGUCCAGGGACUCUGGCCCAGAAGGGGUCAGAGAAAGACGCAACGCCCUCGAACAACCUGAGAUUAGCCUCCAGCAACGCCAACUUCACCUUCAGCCUCUACAAACAGUUGGCUUCCACGAAGCCCAGUGAGAACGUCGUCUUCUCCCCACUGAGCAUCUCGACUGCCCUGGUCUUCCUGUCCCUGGGGGCCCGCAACACCACGCUGACGGAGAUUCUCCAGGGCCUCAAGUUCGACCUCACAGAAACCUCCGAGGCAGAAAUCCACCAGGGCUUCCAGCAUCUCCUGCACGCCCUCAGCCGGCCCAGCGAGCAACUGCAGCUCAGCACGGGCAACGCCAUGUUCAUCCAGGACCAUAUGGAGGUGCUGACCAAGUUCAGUGAGGACACCCAGCGCCUGUAUGAGGCCCAGGCCCUCAUCACCAACUUCCAGAACCCGAAUGCCGCAGAGAAGAGCAUCAACGACUACGUGAAGAAGAAAACCCAGGGGAGAAUUGCAGAGCUGAUCAGGGAACCGAGCCCCCAGACCAUGAUGGUCCUGGUGAAUUACAUCUUCUUUAAAGCCAAGUGGAUGAGGCCCUUUGACCCCCGGGAUACCGUGGAGGGCGAGUUCUACCUGAGCACGGGGAAGCCGGUGAAGGUGCCCAUGAUGAGCGCGGAGGACCUGACCAUCCCCUACUUCCGGGAUGAGGAGCACUCCUGCACGGUGGUGGAGCUCAAGUACGAAGGCAACGCCAGCGCGCUCUUCAUCCUCCCCGAUGAGGGCAAGAUGGAGAAGGUGGAAGCCGUGUUGCUCCCAGAGACCCUGAAGAAGUGGAAAGACUCGCUGCAGAUGCGGUGGAUAGAUGAGCUCCAUCUGCCCAAGUUCUGCAUCUCAAGUGACUUCUCUCUGGAAAGCAUACUUCCCCAGCUGGGUAUUCGGGAAGUCUUCUCCAGGCUGGCUGACCUGUCAGGGAUUACAGGGAACAAGAACUUGAUGGUCUCUCAGGUGGUCCACAAGGCUCUGCUCGAUGUGACUGAGGAGGGGACAGAAGCAACUGCUUCCACUGGAGUCAAAGUUACCUUCCUGUCUGCAAAGCUGGGCCCAAAGACCAUUGUGAAUUUCAACAGGCCCUUUCUGAUGGCCAUCGUCCAUACAGACAGCAACGUCAACCUCUUUCUGAGCAAAGUCACCAACCCCAAGCAAAACUAGAGACCCCCCUUGAGCAGCGGAGCACCAAGAGUCAGGGAUGCAAGUCCAGGGCAUGGGCCUCCGGACAUAGCCUGGCGUGGGCGCAGUGCACCCAGAGAUGCCCAGCCUCGUCCGCUCCUCCUUGGGAAGGUAAUGGCACCUGCGUGUGUGGCUCCCACGUGCACAGAGAUCCUGUGGACCGUUCAGCCCGAGGCUCUGCGGUCUCCUGACAGCAAUAAACACCUCCUUGCCUGGA